Molecule: messenger RNA, 1455 nt
Organism: Syzygium oleosum
Lineage: Eukaryota; Viridiplantae; Streptophyta; Magnoliopsida; Myrtales; Myrtaceae
Exons: 9
Coding region: 49-1206 (385 amino acids)
Biological process (GO): cellular response to ionizing radiation; DNA replication checkpoint signaling; mitotic intra-S DNA damage checkpoint signaling
Cellular component (GO): checkpoint clamp complex
Source: RefSeq, a predicted model, not a curated record
AUCAGUGCAGAGAGAGAGAGAGGGGGAAGCGACGGAAGAGCUCAAGAGAUGGGAGUUCACCCUGAGCGGCAACGCCUUGAAGACCUUGGCUCGCUCCAUCGCUUGCCUCUCCCGCAUCGGCAACGACCUCGCUAUCCAAGCUUCUCCCUCCCAGUAUCUGGCGCACAAGUUCAAUUGAGUAUUCUUUUGAAGGCUGUCUGUUCUGUCCUUAGAACACCUAUUACAAACAUUGAUUAUUUGAGUGUGCAAUUACCAGACAUCAAUGCAUCAAAAGUUCAAUGGGCUCUGCAGUGCUUCAAUGGUAUUAAGAAAACAUACUGGAUUUCUUGCAAUGUUGACCCCGACAUACAACAAUUAUCUCUGGAUAGGAGAAGAUACCCAAGCAAUUUUGUAGUGAGGCCUCGUGAUCUGAACAGAUUGCUUGCAAAUUUUCAGUCAUCCCUUCAGGAAAUUACUAUCAUUGCAACGUACGCAACUCCGACCCUUCUGAUGCUGCAAGUGAAUUUGGUGGGAAAGUUGUUGAGUUUCGAAGCUACAUUGAUCCUACCAAAGCUGUGGAUAGAUCCUGCGGAAGAGUUUGUGCAGUAUGCUCAUAACGGCAACCCAGUAGACGUGACUUUUGCUGUCAAAGAGUUGAAGGCAUUUCUUGCAGUCUGUGAGGGAUGUGAAGUGGACAUUCAUUUGUACUUUGAGAAGGCCGGCGAGCCUAUUUUGAUGGCCCCUAAAUUUGGCAUUGGUGAGGGGGCCUCUUCCAAUUUUGAUGCUACACUUGUAUUGGCCACAAUGCUCACAUCACAAUUACAUGAAGGUAAUACUGGACCUUUAGCAAAUGGAAUGCCGGGCCAGGCUGAUACUGGGGAAGCUUCUGGAGAACAGUCAGAGAGGAAUAGAACAAGUGCUUCCGAGAUUCCAUCUAAUCAUACCAGAAUAUGGUCUGAACUCUCGGGAAGUGCUGCGAAAAAUGACGGUGGUUCUGAUGGAAGGCAAGUUCCAGAAGAAAGGAUCUUAAAAGCUGGUGGUCAGUCGGGAAUUGAAAGGAUUAGCACCAUUCAAUUAUCAGAAGCUACAUCAGCUGAAGGAAACAUCCAAACUGAUGGACAUGGUUUUUCACAACGUCAUCCAAGUAAUUGGGUUGAUGCCAAUGAGAAUGAGGAUGAUGAUAACGAGGAUGGUGAUGAACUCUGUGUUCGAUCAACACCACCAUAGUUUGAAGAUCAAUAGCAUUAUGUUUCCUGUUUAACCAUGAUAAACUUGCUCUCUGAGUUUUACUGGUAAGGGCUUGUGCUUUCCAAUGCUUGAGAUAUCCUGUCCUGUGUUCCUUCAGAUACUUGGAGUAGUGUCUUGCUUGCUUUAAGUGUCCUUUGUUAUUUUUUUUUUCUCGUUUUUCAUCUACUUGACUAUACGUUAGUGCUCGUGCCUAUUUAGCUAGUCCAGCAUGCAACAAAGCUGCCAUUU